AUGGCACUGUUCACCGUGUCUUCACGCUUCGCUAACCCAGGCGUCAUGCCGUGGUCACCAGAAGACUUUGCUAACCGAGCUCAAAGUCUCUCGAGCGACUCGGAACUGAGCGUAGAUGAACUGAAAGCAUCUUUCCUCCUGUGCCUUCACGCCAUGUCUGACUCCUUGACGUGGGCAACUGUCACCGAAACCACCAAGAUCACCAGGAUGGCUGAUCUGUACUACACGAUGCGCCUUGGAGGACAGCGCAACGUGUCCGGCAGGGCCUUUGACCUUAACAGUGAGGAGGACGCUGGCGGUGGGGAUGGACUAGCAGCGAGACGACGGGAAGAGGCGGAGGACUUGGAUGCUGAGAUGGAGGAGUGGAACAGGCCAUCCUUUGAUUCAGAGCAUGAUCAAGACCUGUCGCAGAACAAGUCCUUGAACAGCGUAAAGCAUCCGAAGCACUGGCAGACGAUGAAGGCCAUCUUUUCACAGCCGGCAUGUACGAAUCAAAGCCUCUAUCUCGGCGUGUGCACCUUUGUGAGAUCCGUCACAGAACUCAGGUCCCUAGUCAAGUCCGGUCGCACCAGAGGCCUUGAGAACCGCCUCAGAGAGCUCCAGAACGAUAGUGCGGCCACGGCGUUUGCGUUGCCUUCGUGGUACUUUCAGCCUGUGAGGAACCUGAGCGUUGGCGAGACGGGAGAGGACCAUGCGUCUCGGUUGAAGAAUCUGCUUGUCUGGUCCUGUUCCGACUUGCUACUCGCCAUCUGUGCUGUGGAGAUGAGCAGCUCGUCGACCACGGCUGCUCCCGAUCUCACAGCGCAUUGGCAUUCGAUCUUGGACAAGGCAAACGAUGCGGCUGAAGUUGUUGGAAAGUGGAAGCCGGCCUACCUCGACAUCGUCGACCCGCUGUGCUCUUAUAUUGUCCUUUUGGUUGGCGCCAUCUUCUCCUUGCAAAGGGCCCUCUCGUCCGAGACAUCCAUUUACUCCUCCCAGCUUGAUCUGCUGGAGCUGUUCAUGGAACAGAUAGGGACUCGUUGGCCCAUCGCGCUCACCUACGUUCGCCAGUUGACUCACCCUUUCGAUGGCCAACCAAUCCACCCUGUUCUGAAAGGUGAUGCCCCAGACGCUAGCACAUCAGGAUCUACGGAGGCCAGGGACACAGGCAACGGAGGUUUUCCAGCGAAUACAUACGAGGACGGAUAUGGUCAUUACUACGACCUCGACGGUAUUGAUUUCGCGAGUCUGGAGGGUGUUUUCGGCGACAUGGACCCGAUGGAUAUGCUGCUGCAGGUAGGUAGUUGA
Molecule: messenger RNA, 1287 nt
Organism: Colletotrichum fioriniae
Lineage: Eukaryota; Fungi; Ascomycota; Sordariomycetes; Glomerellales; Glomerellaceae
Source: RefSeq, a predicted model, not a curated record